Molecule: messenger RNA, 6120 nt
Organism: Mastomys coucha (southern multimammate mouse)
Lineage: Eukaryota; Metazoa; Chordata; Mammalia; Rodentia; Muridae
Gene: Col5a3
Product: collagen type V alpha 3 chain
Exons: 67
Coding region: 113-5332 (1739 amino acids)
Molecular function (GO): extracellular matrix structural constituent
Source: RefSeq, a predicted model, not a curated record
GGUCUCCGACAGUCUCCCGCAGAUCCUCACAGCCUCCGGCUGUCCAGAGUGACUGCUCACUGGAAGACCAGUCCACAUUCCCCUUGGCCUUGGUGCACCGGGCCCCGCUGGGAUGAGAAGCUGCCGGAGACUGGACCAGCUUCAGGCCGGCCUCUGCCUGCUCCUGGCCUCCCUGCAGCUCGUGUCCUGGACGCUGGCUGCAGAACCUGUGGAUGUACUGGAAGCCUUGGUUGUGCACAGAGAUCAGGCUGGGGUGGCUGAAGGACCUGGCUUCUGCCCCCAGAGGAUUCCACAGGGUGACCGAGCAUUUAGGGUGGGCAAGUCCAGCCUUCUCAGUGUCCCCACAUGGCAGCUCUUUCCAGAUGGACAUUUUCCUGAGAACUUUUCUGUGCUGCUCACUCUGAGGGCCCAGCCAGCCAAUCAGUCUGUCCUUCUGUCUAUUUAUGAUGAGAAGGGUGUCCGGCAGCUGGGACUGGCACUGGGGCCAGCACUGGGUCUCCUUGGUGACUCCUUCAGGCCCCUCCCCAAGCAGGUCAACCUUAUGGAUGGCAGGUGGCACCGUGUGGCGGUCAGCAUCAGUGGUAACAAGGUGACCCUGGUGGUUGACUGUGAACCUCAGCCCCCCAUGUUUGGUCAGGGGCCUCAGUUUAUAAGCACAGCUGGACUCACUGUGAUGGGAACCCAGGACACCAAGGAGGAGUCUUUUGAGGGAGACAUCCAGGAGCUGCUGAUCGUUCCAGACCCUGAGGCUGCCUUCCAAGCCUGUGAGCGCUACCUCCCUGGCUGUGAUACCCUCGAUUCCACAACCACAGUGGCCUCCAAAGAUGAUGAACCAGAAACACCCGCCCCUCGUCGUCGAAAGGGCAAAGGAAAGAAAAAAGGGCGGGGUCGCAAGGGCAAGGGAAGAAAGAAAAACAAGGAGACCUCUGGACUGAGUCCGACCCCUGGUGCCCCUGAGAACCAGACCUCCCUCCUCAUCCCUGAGACAGAGAAGCCAGUUCCACACCUGCCUCCGACUCCCACACCUUUGGCCAUCACCACCACUGUCACUAUUGGACGAAAUGCCACAGUCUUGCAGGGGUUGGACUCUAGUACUGAAACUGAGUGGAGGACUCCAGAGAUGGAUGCUACUGAGGAGGGUGAAGGAGGUGGCCCCACCAUGGGCCCCAAGUUCGGGGCAGCGGAACAGUCUUUACAGACUGAGUUCCAGAUCUUUCCUGGUGUUGGAGAAAAGGGAGCGAAGGGAGAGCCUGCGAGAGUAGAGCAGGGACAGCAGUUUGAGGGGCCUGCAGGAGCUCCAGGACCCCAGGGAAUAUCUGGUCCUUCAGGCCCUCCUGGGCCUCCGGGCUUCCCUGGGGACCGUGGUCUACCGGGCCCUGCUGGCCUCCCAGGAAUCCCAGGCAUUGAUGGAGUCCGGGGCCUGCCGGGCACAGUGAUUAUGAUGCCGUUCCAUUUUGCAAGCAGCUCGAUGAAAGGACCCCCAGUCUCCUUCCAGCAGGCCCAGGCCCAGGCAGUCCUGCAACAGGCUCAGCUGUCCAUGAAAGGGCCCCCUGGUCCAGUAGGGCUCACUGGGCGCCCAGGCCCUGUGGGCCUCCCUGGAUAUCCAGGUCUGAAAGGUGAAUUGGGAGAAGUAGGGCCACAGGGCCCCCGAGGAUUACAGGGCCCUCCUGGGCCUCCUGGACGGGAAGGCAAGACAGGCCGAGCUGGAGCAGAUGGGGCUCGGGGGCUUCCUGGAGACACAGGACCCAAGGGUGACCGGGGCUUUGAUGGCUUGCCGGGGCUGCCUGGUGAGAAGGGCCAGAGGGGUGACUUUGGACAUGUAGGGCAGCCUGGUCCCCCAGGAGAGGACGGUAUAAAGGGCCUGCAGGGACCUCCAGGGCCCACUGGCCAGGCUGGAGAGCCAGGUCCCCGAGGUCUGAUUGGGCCCAGAGGUCUCCCUGGCCCCCUAGGACGCCCGGGUGUGACAGGGAGUGAUGGUGCACCAGGGGCCAAAGGCAACGUGGGUCCUCCUGGAGAACCAGGUCCCCCAGGACAGCAAGGAAACCAUGGCUCUCAGGGAAUUCCAGGCCCCCAGGGGCCCAUUGGCACUCCUGGGGAAAAGGGUCCCCCUGGGAACCCCGGAAUUCCAGGUGUCCCAGGAUCUGAGGGGCCCCCGGGCCACCCAGGCCACGAGGGUCCCACAGGAGAAAAGGGGGCUCAGGGCCCACCAGGGUCAGCAGGCCCUCCGGGCUAUCCUGGACUUCGUGGUGUGAAGGGUACCUCUGGUAACCGGGGUCUCCAAGGCGAGAAAGGAGAAAGGGGAGAGGAUGGCUUUCCUGGCUUCAAGGGUGAUGAGGGACCAAAAGGCGACCGGGGAAACCCAGGACUCCCAGGUCCCAGAGGAGAGGAUGGCCCAGAAGGACCAAAGGGGCCUGAGGGCCUGCUUGGUGAUGAGGGUCCCCCAGGAGCAUCAGGGGAGAAGGGCAAACUUGGGGUGCCAGGUCUCCCAGGUUAUCCAGGACGCCCAGGACCUAAGGGAUCUAUUGGAUUUCCUGGACCCCUGGGACCACUGGGGGAGAAAGGCAAGCGGGGCAAAGCAGGGCAGCCAGGGGAGGAAGGAGAACGCGGCACCCCGGGCACCCGAGGAGACAGGGGACAGCCGGGGGCCACAGGCCAGCCUGGCCCCAAGGGUGAUGUGGGUCAGAACGGGUCUCCUGGGGCCCCUGGAGAAAAGGGUCUACCCGGUCUGCAAGGUCCACCAGGAUUCCCUGGACCAAAGGGCCCUCCAGGUCCUCAGGGGAAAGAUGGGAUACCUGGACACCCUGGACAAAGAGGAGAAUUGGGCUUCCAAGGUCAGACAGGCCCCCCUGGACCAGCUGGCGUCCUUGGUCCUCAGGGAAAGGUAGGGGAUGCAGGGCCUCUAGGCGAGAGAGGCCCCCCAGGGCCUCCUGGACCUCCUGGUGAACAAGGUCUGCCAGGCAUAGAAGGCAGAGAAGGGGCCAAGGGUGAGCUAGGACCCCUGGGGUCCCUCGGGAAGGAAGGGCCACCUGGGCCCAUGGGCUUCCCUGGCCCCCAAGGAGCCCCUGGAGACCCAGGACCCAUUGGUUUGAAGGGUGACAAGGGUCCCCCAGGCCCUGUUGGGGCAAAUGGCUCCCCGGGUGAGCGUGGUCCUGUGGGACCCUCUGGUGGCAUUGGACUUCCAGGCCAGAGUGGUGGGCAAGGCCCUAUUGGUCCUGCUGGCGAGAAGGGGUCCCCAGGAGAACGGGGUGCUCCUGGUCCUACUGGCAAAGAUGGCAUUCCAGGGCCCUCAGGUCUUCAGGGGCCCCCUGGAGCUGCGGGACCUUCUGGUGAGGAAGGAGACAAGGGGGAAGUAGGGAUGCCUGGUCACAAGGGAAGCAAAGGGGAUAAAGGAGAUGCGGGCCCACCUGGACCAACAGGAAUAAGAGGUCCAGCGGGCCAUCCAGGCCUCCCGGGUGCUGAUGGUGCUCAGGGUCGCCGGGGACCCCCUGGCCUCUUUGGGCAGAAGGGGGAUGAUGGAGUUCGAGGCUUCGUAGGUGUAAUUGGUCCUCCGGGCCUUCAGGGGCUGCCGGGUCCUCCGGGAGAGAAGGGCGAGGUUGGAGACGUAGGAUCCAUGGGUCCUCAUGGAGCUCCAGGCCCUAGGGGUCCCCCUGGGCCCAGUGGAUCAGAGGGCCCCCCAGGGCUGCCUGGAGGAGUAGGACAGCCUGGUGCUGUGGGCGAGAAGGGUGAGCCAGGGGAUGCUGGAGACGUCGGACCCCCAGGAAUUCCUGGCAUCCCUGGACCCAAAGGUGAAAUUGGUGAAAAGGGGGAUUCAGGUCCAUCAGGGGCUGCUGGUCCUCCAGGCAAGAAAGGACCCCCAGGAGAGGAUGGAUCUAAGGGGAACAUGGGUCCCACAGGACUCCCUGGAGAUCUAGGGCCCCCAGGAGACCCUGGAGUUCCGGGUAUUGAUGGCAUCCCAGGGGAGAAGGGAAAUGCUGGUGAUAUUGGGGGACCGGGGCCACCUGGAGCUUCAGGGGAACCUGGUGCCCGUGGGCUCCCUGGCAAGAAGGGCUCCCCUGGCCGCAUGGGUCCAGAAGGAAGAGAGGGAGAGAAAGGCGCCAAGGGAGAUGCUGGUCCUGAUGGGCCCCCAGGCAGGACAGGCCCCAUUGGGGCUCGAGGGUCCCCUGGACGUGUUGGGCCUGAUGGUCUUCCAGGGAUCCCUGGUCCUGUGGGUGAGCCAGGUCUCCUGGGACCUCCUGGGCUAAUUGGCCCUCCAGGGCCCCUGGGCCCACCUGGCCUCCCUGGCCUGAAGGGAGAUGCUGGCCCUAAGGGCGAGAAGGGCCACAUUGGGCUAAUAGGCCUCAUUGGUCCCCCAGGGGAGGCCGGUGAGAAAGGCGAUCAGGGGUUGCCAGGUGUGCAGGGCCCCCCAGGGCUUCAGGGAGACCCUGGCCUUCCUGGUCCUGUUGGCUCGUUAGGUCACCCUGGGCCCCCAGGUGUGGUGGGCCCUCUGGGACAGAAGGGCUCCAAGGGGUCCCCGGGCUCUCUUGGUCCUCGUGGAGACCCUGGACCAGCGGGUCCUCCUGGUCCCCCGGGUUCUCCGGCUGAGGGGCAUGGCCUGCGCAGGCGCCGCUCCGUGAUAGACACCCUAGAAAGUGGCCUGGAGGAGGUGAUGGCCUCACUCAAUUCACUGAGCUUGGAGCUACAGCAGUUGCAGCGACCUCUGGGCACAGCCGAGAGCCCAGGCCUCAUAUGCCACGAGCUUCAUCGUAACCACCCGCACCUGCCAGAUGGAGAGUACUGGAUUGACCCCAAUCAGGGCUGUGCACAGGACGCCUUCAAGGUUUUCUGCAACUUCACAGCGGGAGGUGAAACCUGUCUCUAUCCAGACAAGAAGUUUGAGACGGUGAAACUGGCCUCGUGGUCCCGAGAAAAACCUGGAGGCUGGUACAGCACCUUCCGCCGAGGGAAGAAGUUCUCCUACGUGGAUGCUGAUGGCUCUCCCGUGAAUGUGGUCCAGUUGACCUUCCUGAAGUUAUUGAGUGCUGUAGCACAUCAGAAGUUCACUUACACCUGCCAGAACUCGGUGGCAUGGCUGGACAGAGCUGCGGGUGACCACAGGCACUCUAUCCGCUUCCAAGGGACCAACUGGGAAGAGUUGUCCUUCAACCAGACGACAGCGGCUACCAUCAAGGUCACCCAUGAUGGCUGCCAGGUCCGGAAGGGACAGGAGAAGACCUUCUUUGAAUUCAGCUCUUCUGUGGGUUUUCUGCCUCUGUGGGAUGUGGCUGCCACUGACUUUGGCCAGACAAACCAGAAGUUUGGGUUUGAACUUGGCUCCGUCUGCUUUAGCAGCUGAAUUUUUGAGGUGGGAAGGAAGCUGACGGGAGCCCCAUGUGGGGCUUUUUGGUGCUGAGGCUUUGAGGCCAUUCUAUUUAUCACCAGGGACUCUAGAUCUAGGGUCAUGUGACUCUGGCUAUUCUUUGUUCCCUGUGGGUCUGAGGAUGGAGAGCCCAGCUCCCUCCAUCUAUUCAUCCCAGGUGGCAUACCCAACUGUCUGCUGGCUUCUCCCCUCCAUCCACCGUCCACUGCCCACCCCACCCCAAACCUCCAUGCAGUAGACUUCUAACUCAGAGCUGACGGAGCCCCCCCCUCCCGCCCCUGCCUCUCCACCCGUCCACCAGGCCUUUUGGUGCUACUCCUUUCCAUAGUUAAGCACUGGAUACCUCCCGAUCCCUGGCUGGGACCCUUCCCUCUCUUUCCUAGUCUUUCCUUGAGUAAAAGAGUUUGUAAAGCAAGAUCAAAGUGGGACCCCCUCCCCGGAGAUGGGCCUUCCUCUGCUUCCUUGACCUAGUUCUGCACAAUCUCCUCUCCCUACUUGGCCCCACUCCUCUGUCCCCAAGCCUUCUGGGGACCAAGAUGUUGGGCACAAAUCAGGAUCCUAAAUGGUGCUGCCCUGCUUAUAACUGGGAACUGUAUGAAAAGGGGAAUGAAUGGUCUGUAGUCUAUUUAAUCUGCUUCCUACUGAAGGAAGCCUGGGAUAUGAUGAGAGAUUCCAGAAGGAUCUCUUCCCUCCCUCAUCCAUGCAGCCCUCCUCCCAGGACACAGGGCAAAAUCGCCAUCUCAAGAAUAAACCAAGGAACUGUG